AUGUCACCCCACCCCCUCCUACACCAGUGUCUCCCCAUCCCCUCCUACACCAGUGUCAUCCCACCCUCCUACACCAGUGUCACCUCACACCCUCCUACACCAGUGUCACCCAAACCUCCUACACCAAUGUCACCCCAUCCCCUCCUACACCAGUGUCACCCCACCCCCUCCUACACCAGUGUCAUCCCACCCUCCUACACCAAUGUCACCCCACCCCCUCCUACACCAGUGUCUCCCCAUCCCCUCCUACACCAAUGUCACCCCACCCCCUCCUACACCAGUGUCACCCCAUCCCCUCCUACACCAGUGUCACCCAACCCACUCUUAAUUCAGUGUCACACCAACCCCUCCCACACCAGUGUUACCCCACACCCUCCUACACUUGUGUCAUCGCACCCCCUCCUACACCAGUGUUACCCCAUCCACUCUUCCACCAGUGUCACCCCAACCCCUCCCACACCAGUGUCACCCCACCCCCUCCUACACAAGUGUCAUCGCGCCCCCUCCUACACCAGUGUCACCCUACCCCCUCCCACACCAGUGUCACCCCCACACACACACACCCCACCCCCACCCCGCCUACACCAGUGUCACCCCACAUCCUCCUACACUGGUGUCAUCGCACCUCCUCCAUCUGUGUCACCUCACCCACUCUUACACCAGUGUCACCCCACCCCCUCCCACACCAGUGUCACCCAAACCCCCUCCCACACUAGUGUCACCCACCCCCUCCUACACCAGUGUCAACCCGCCCACUCUACACCAGUGUCACCCCACCCCCUCCUACACUAG
Molecule: messenger RNA, 792 nt
Organism: Haliotis rufescens (red abalone)
Lineage: Eukaryota; Metazoa; Mollusca; Gastropoda; Lepetellida; Haliotidae
Product: extensin-like
Exons: 1
Coding region: 1-792 (263 amino acids)
Source: RefSeq, a predicted model, not a curated record